Messenger RNA from Asparagus officinalis (garden asparagus), 1715 nucleotides. RefSeq names its product probable polygalacturonase. The record is from RefSeq and is a predicted model, not a curated record. Gene Ontology annotation, biological process: carbohydrate metabolic process. Lineage: Eukaryota; Viridiplantae; Streptophyta; Magnoliopsida; Asparagales; Asparagaceae. The coding region runs from base 325 to 1560 and encodes 411 amino acids. The transcript is spliced from 5 exons. Gene Ontology annotation, molecular function: polygalacturonase activity.
AAGCCGCCUGUCUCUCACGUACCCAUUUAAUGCUCCAUAAACAUAGCAAAAAAUAACUCCCAAAAUAUUAAAUAAUUGCCUCAACAUUCUAGCUCCAUUUUCUCUCUAUUGAGAGUGGAGACGCGAAGCUCUGAGACAGGCUUUCCCUUUGUUUCCGCCUGUAAAGAUUCACUCUCGUUUCCUCACUCUACACUCAACCAUGAUCCUCCGCUUCCCCUCACCGCCGUCGGUAAUCUUACCUCUCCUCCUCCUUCUUCUCCACUUCCACCACCCCACCACCCAACAACCGCCGCCGAAGAGCCCACAUGCUCCACCAUCGUGCCGAUGAAGUCUCGACCCGAAACCAUAUCCAUCGCCGACUUCGGCGGCGUCGGCGACGGCCGCAAACUCAACACCAACGCCUUCAAAGAAGCAAUCUUUCGCAUCCAGCACCUCCAUCACGCCGGCGGCACAACCCUCUUCAUCCCUCCGGGGGUUUGGCUCACUGGCCCCUUCAAUCUCACUAGCCACAUGACUCUGUUCCUCUCCCAGGGCGCAGUUAUUAAAGCUUCUCAGGAUGUGGAGAGAUGGCCGCUGAUUGAUCCGCUGCCGUCGUAUGGGAGAGGGAGGGAGCUGGAUGGGGGGAGGUAUAUGAGCUUGAUUCAUGGGGAUGGGAUUCAAGAUGUGAUUAUUACUGGAGAUAAUGGAACAAUUGAUGGCCAAGGUGACAUGUGGUGGAAUAUGUGGAGGCAAAGAACUCUCCCUUUCACCAGACCAAACAUUUUGGAGCUGAUGCAUUCUACAGAUAUCAUCAUCUCGAACGUGGUUUUUAGAAAUUCACCUUUUUGGAACAUCCACCCUGUUUAUUGCAGCUAUCUGGUAGUAAGAAAUGUGACUAUACUUGCUCCACAUGACUCUCCAAAUACUGAUGGAAUUGAUCCAGAUUCUAGCUCCAACGUCUGCAUUGAAGAUUCCUACAUUGCAACUGGAGAUGACCUAGUCGCCAUUAAGAGUGGAUGGGAUGAGUAUGGAAUUGCAUAUGGCCGUCCAAGCUCAGGCAUCACUAUUAGAAGGGUGACAGGAUCCUCCCCUUUUGCUGGAAUCGCAGUCGGAAGUGAAACCUCAGGUGGGGUGGAAAAUGUCUGGAUUGAAAAUAUAACUAUCUUCAACUCCGGAUUUGGUAUUCAUAUAAAAACCAACGUGGGAAGAGGAGGGUACAUAAGAAACAUAACAAUCACUGAUGUGAAAAUGACCGAGGUUCGAUAUGGGUUGAGGAUUGCUGGCGAUGUCGGGGACCACCCUGAUGAUAAGUUCAAUCCGAAUGCUUUGCCCGCUGUCAGUGGGUUGAUGAUCAAGAAUGUUUGGGGUGAGGAAGUGCAGCAGCCUGGGUUGAUAAAGGGUAUUAAGAACUCACCCUUCACUGGUAUCUGUCUGUAUAAUGUUAAGCUUUUGAAUGCUGGAUCGAGGGAAGUACCAUGGAAAUGCACCGAUGUGAGUGGUUCUGCCCUUGUGGUUCAGCCUGGAGCGUGCUCAGAGUUGACUAGCACGACUGGGUCGAGUGCUUGUUCGACAACAAUUUGAUGUUUUCUGUUAUUGGAAUGAUAUUUUUAUUUCACAACCAAUACUUGUUCCUCCCUCUCCCUCUCUCUCUCCCUCGCCUGGAAGGUGAAUUCUUUUGUUGUUUCAAUGGAAUGGAUUAUUUUUUUAAGUCAAAUAGAUAGCUCUCCUUUGAAAGA